This is a messenger RNA of Penicillium chermesinum, 1269 nucleotides long. RefSeq names its product CaiB/BaiF CoA transferase family protein. Bases 1 to 1269 code for a protein of 422 amino acids. The transcript has a single exon. Gene Ontology annotation, molecular function: catalytic activity. NCBI's taxonomy places the organism in Eukaryota, Fungi, Ascomycota, Eurotiomycetes, Eurotiales, Aspergillaceae. The record is from RefSeq and is a predicted model, not a curated record.
AUGCAAUUACUACCAACCCUACGAGCGUUGACAUCAUCAACUGAAGCAAUUGGCCCAGUCCGUGCUAUCUCAGCACGAUGCUAUUCAAAUGCCGCCGCGAAGAAGCACCGAGAGGGCCCGCUCGCGGGGAUGACAGUUGUUAGCCUAGAGCAGGCUAUUGCGGCCCCUUUUUGUACUCGACAACUGGCAGAUCUUGGAGCUCGGGUCAUCAAGGUUGAGCGUCCAGGGGUUGGCGAUUUUGCUCGGCAGUAUGACAAACGCACCAAGGGCCUUGCUUCCCAUUUCGUGUGGGCCAAUCGGUCUAAGGAAAGCUUGGCUCUCGAUGUGAAAGACCCCAAGGACCAUGCAGUGUUAAUGAAGCUGCUGGAGAAAGCAGAUGUCCUUGUACAGAACCUAGCGCCGGGUGCUGCUGCAAGACUAGGUUUAUCACAUGAGACGUUGACGGUCAAGCAUCCCUCGUUGAUUGUCUGCGAUAUUUCUGGAUAUGGACAGGACGGUCCAUAUCGUGACAAGAAGGCAUACGAUCUGCUCAUUCAGAGCGAAGCAGGUAUGCUGUCGGUCACUGGCACCGGAAAAGAGCCCGCGAAGGUCGGGAUUUCCAUCGCAGACAUUGCUGCAGGGAUGUAUGCCUAUAGCAAUAUCCUAUCUGCUCUGCUGCAGCGUAAAAAAGACGGAAAGGGUUGUCGGAUCGAUAUCUCUAUGUUAGAAAGCAUGGUCGAGUGGAUGGGAUUUCCUAUGUAUUAUGCCUUCGACGGCGCACCGGGGCCUGUACCUGCCGGUGCCUCGCAUGCUUCCAUCUACCCCUACGGCCCCUUCGAGACGGGCGAUGGCCAGUCAGUCAUGCUAGGAAUCCAGAACGAAAGAGAGUGGGUCAGCUUCUGCAACCGUGUUCUUGUCCAGCCAGAAGUUGCCACAGAUGCUCGCUUUUGCACCAAUCCCCUCCGCGCCCAGAAUCGGAAAGAGUUGAAAGGAAUCAUCGAUGGAGCAUUUUCCACCAUGACUGCCAAAGAGGCUCUCGCCCGCUUGGAUGAAGCCGCAAUCGCCAAUGCCAGUGUCAAUGACAUGCAAGGAGUCUGGGGCCACGCUCAGCUCGAUGCUCGUGACCGAUGGACCGAAGUUGACACCCCGGUUGGCCCUAUCCCCGCGAUCCUCCCACCAGGGGCCACCAAGUCUGCUGAUAAGGGCGGCUUUGGGGCGAGACUGGGCCCAGUGCCAGCAGUAGGAGAACACAACCAAGCAAUUUUGGCUGAGCUGGGGAUCUCACAAUGA